GAUAGUGACGAUGUGGGAACAGAUGAGGAGAUCCGUGCUGUGCAGAGCUGUGUGUGAAGGUUCGGACACCCAGAACAAGUAUGCCGAACUCUUCCAGAAGCUGGACAUUAAUAAGGAUGGCAAGGUGGACAUCCAUGAGCUCCAGCAAGGGCUCAGAGCCAUGGGGAUGGCAGUAGCCGCCGGUGCCGAGGAGAAAAUUGUUGCAGCCGGUGACACAAACAAAGAUGGACAGCUUGACUUUGCAGAGUUCAUGAAAUAUCUAGAAGAGCAUGAGAAGAAAAUGAAAAUUGCUUUUACAAGCCUGGACAAAAACAGUGAUGGAAAGAUUGAAGCAUCUGAAAUCUUGAAUUCUCUUAAGACUUUAGGUAUAAACAUUUCAGCAGACCAUGCUGAGACAAUCCUCAAAAGUAUGGAUGCAGAUGGCACCCUCACAGUAGACUGGAAUGAGUGGCGGGACCACUUUCUGUUUAAUCCUGCAGAUAACAUUCAGGAAAUUAUUCGUUUCUGGAAACAUUCAACGGUGCUGGAUAUUGGUGACAGCCUCACUAUUCCAGAUGAGUUUACAGAAGAGGAGAAGAAGACUGGUCAGUGGUGGAGACAGCUUUUGGCCGGAGGAUUGGCUGGAGCCGUGUCCCGUACAGGAACUGCCCCUCUUGACCGUUUGAAAGUUAUGAUGCAGGUGCAUGGGACCAAAGGAAACGCAAACAUGCUGGCUGGUCUAAAGCAAAUGGUGAAGGAAGGAGGUAUCAAAUCCCUCUGGCGGGGGAAUGGCGUUAACGUCAUCAAAAUCGCCCCAGAGACGGCCAUGAAAUUCUGGGCCUAUGAUCAGUACAAGAAGCUAUUUACCUCUGAAAGUGGGAAGUUGGGUACCCCCCAGAGAUUUAUAGCUGGGUCUUUGGCUGGAGCAACAGCACAGACUUGUAUAUAUCCUAUGGAGGUUAUGAAGACUCGUUUAGCUGUGGGGAAGACUGGACAAUAUAAUGGAAUGUUUGACUGUGCUAAGAAGAUUCUAAAAAGGGAAGGUGUCCUGGCUUUUUAUAAAGGAUAUAUACCCAAUAUCCUGGGUAUUAUUCCCUAUGCAGGCAUUGAUCUUGCCAUCUAUGAGACUCUUAAGAAUGCUUGGCUGCAAAAAUAUGCUACAGAUUCUGCCAACCCAGGGGUCCUGGUCCUGCUGGGCUGUGGCACUGUAUCAAGUACCUGUGGCCAACUUGCCAGUUAUCCAUUAGCUUUGAUCAGGACGAGAAUGCAAGCUCAAGCAUCUAUAGAGGGCGCGCCUCAGCUUAGCAUGGGAGGCCUCUUCCGCAAGAUUAUAGCGAAUGAAGGAUUUACAGGCCUAUACAGAGGGAUAGCUCCGAACUUCCUGAAAGUGCUCCCGGCUGUCAGUAUCAGCUAUGUGGUAUAUGAGAAGACGAAGUUGCAGCUUGGGAUCUAGGAGUGGGGAACCUCCGGCCUUCACACUCAGGAAAUCCAUUGCGUGCAUUAUUGUCUGUGUGUUUAUUGUGAAAGCUAAACAGGGUGCACUGAGUAUGGAUUGUGUUGCUGCAGGCCAUAGUGAAAGU
Messenger RNA from Nanorana parkeri, 1559 nucleotides. It is a transcript of the gene SLC25A24, whose product is annotated as solute carrier family 25 member 24. Bases 11 to 1432 code for a protein of 473 amino acids. Gene Ontology annotation, biological process: transmembrane transport. The record is from RefSeq and is a predicted model, not a curated record. NCBI's taxonomy places the organism in Eukaryota, Metazoa, Chordata, Amphibia, Anura, Dicroglossidae. The transcript has 10 exons. Gene Ontology annotation, cellular component: mitochondrial inner membrane. Gene Ontology annotation, molecular function: ATP transmembrane transporter activity; calcium ion binding.